AGUCAAGAAGACAAUUAUUGAGAAAUCUGUAUGAAGAGAAUACAUGUUUUCUGGUUUUGGUCAAUUUUAUUGGCGGAUAGAGAAGGAUGAUGGCAGGCAAUAACCAGCUUUGCAUUCGACGUUGGACUACCAAGAACGUGGCCAAGUGGCUGAAGGAAGAAGGCUUCUGUGAAUAUGUGGAUGUUUUGUGCAAUAGACACAGGCUAGAUGGAAUUACACUGCUGACACUUACUGAGUAUGACUUACGAUCCCCUCCUUUGGAAAUCAAAGUCCUGGGGGACAUCAAAAGGCUAAUGUUGUCCAUACGUAAACUACAGAAGCAACAUAUCGAUGUCCUGGAAGAGCUGGGUUACAACAGCGAUAGUCAUGUUGGCACAGCGUGCCCAAGUGUUGCUUCACUACAGGGUACAGAUUGGUUUUGUAAUGGUGAAGUACCUCGGGACUAUGAUGGAGCAAUUACUGACUUGAAUGGUGAUCAGUGUCAAUAUGCAAACGGAAAAAACAAACACGCUACCCGAAGACUGGACCCGGAGUACUGGAAGACUGUUUUAAGUUGUGUUUAUGUCUUCAUAGUGUUUGGCUUUACAUCAUUUGUUAUGGUUAUAGUACAUGAGCGAGUACCUGACAUGCAAACAUAUCCACCUCUACCGGACAUAUUUCUAGAUAGCGUCCCUAGGAUACCAUGGGCUUUUGCUAUGACUGAAGUAUGUGGCGUAAUUCUUUGCUACAUUUGGCUGUUGGUUCUUCUGCUUCACAAACACAGAUCUAUACUUCUGCGAAGGCUGUGCAGCCUCAUGGGGACAGUAUUCUUACUACGUUGCAUUACAAUGUUUGUUACCUCACUCUCUGUGCCAGGCCAGCACUUGCAGUGUACUGGAAAGUUGUAUGGCAAUGUUUGGGCAAAACUUCAGCGGGCAUUUGCAAUAUGGAGUGGCUUUGGAAUGACUCUGACUGGAGUACAUACGUGUGGAGAUUAUAUGUUCAGUGGCCACACUGUCGUCCUGACCAUGCUCAACUUCUUUGUCACAGAAUAUACGCCAAGGAGCUGGAACUUCUUGCAUACCUUAUCCUGGGUCCUGAAUCUCUUUGGAAUCUUCUUCAUUUUGGCUGCACAUGAACAUUAUUCUAUAGACGUCUUCAUUGCUUUUUACAUCACUACAAGACUCUUUUUGUAUUACCAUACAUUGGCUAAUACUAGAGCGUAUCAACAGAGUAGGAGAGCAAGGAUCUGGUUUCCGAUGUUUUCUUUUUUUGAAUGCAAUGUUAACGGUACUGUUCCCAAUGAGUAUUGCUGGCCCUUUUCAAAACCUACUAUACUGAAAAGAUUGAUCGGCUGAAGAGUGUGUGGGUCAAUUCAGAUUUUUAUGAAGCAUUAUGGCUAAGAUCCUACAAGGCUAACUGGGGGGGGAUGUAAAGUAACAUUUUUUGCUCCGUGAUCUCCUCCUCCUUGUCUUGUUUCUUAGAUUCUUAGCCAUAAAAUGGGGUUCCCAUACUUCACAGGGAUGUGUUUUGUUUUCUUGUUGCUAAAAUAGAGAACAAUGCAGGGACCAGUAAAGGCUAUCAGUGAACCAUGAAUAUGAAUCAGAAUACUGUUACCCUUAGUAAGGUUCUAUGUGAGUGUUUAAGUAACUCUAACCUCAAAUAUGUGCUUGUACUGAAUAUAAUAUACCCUUUACAGGUCCAUAUAAUCUCUGUUACCUGACAUGCCAGCCUUUACAUAUACUGACUAAAAAAUUAGAACUUUAUGAAGAUUUUCUUUUAAAACAGUCAUAAAUGUAAUUUUCAAAACAAACUCUGUGUAUACUUAAAGAUUGAGGAGUACUGUGUCAUAAUGAGGAAAGCAAUAUAGUUCCUUGCUAAAAGGGUCUCUUAACUGUUAAAUAACAAGUCUUAAAGUAUAAUUGACAGUAUAAAUGGUCUGCGUACAGGUUGCCAAAAAUGAAAGUCUGCCUUGUGGCUAUGCAGUGAUGAUGUUUUUUUAAUGAGAGCUUAUUUAGUCUAGUCUAUCAGUUGUCUAUAUGGUUGUUCUAGCACUUGGAAGUUUUCCCUUUUGUGUUUAAAUAAAUGAGUUAAAGUAAAUGCUACAUCCACAGAAAGUAAAGUCAAUUUAGCUUUAGUGAGUUUAAAGCCACAAAAUAACUUUUGUGUGGUUUUAAUUGCUUUAUACCCAAACCUGUGCAUGCUUUUUAGGAGCAGCUCUUUAACAUUGGAAAAACAGAACAGUUAUCUUCAUUAUAUCUUACUGUCCCAUAAAUGGAUGGGGAAAAUGCAUGUAGUAACUCUUUCAGGAAAAGUAAUAAUAGUGAGUAUUGGAAAUAGUGCUCAUAUUGAUGUAUGUUUUAGCACUCUGGUGUCAACAAUAUGGUGAAUAUCUCUGGAUAUAUACACACAGUAUAUUUGUUUAUAUAUAUAAAUACACACAGUAUAUGUUCUUCUAACAAGUAUGGAAAGAGGCUAGUUCUUAAUUUAAGUUGCUCAUUUACUAUGCUGAAAGAUAAAAGUACCAUAAGCAGUUGAGUUUUGGUUGUUUAAAAAAAAAAACAAACCACAACAAAAUACCCCCCAAAACCCCAAACCAACACUCCAGGUCCAUAACGUGUAAGCGAGGGUCACACAGUUGGUGAUCUCUUAUGUGGUGGUUGUAAGGGGACAAUGCCAACGUUGGCUGUAGAGACUUGAAAUUAGAUUUAUGCUAAAUGAAGACUGAUAGGUAAAAGGUGCAAAUCAUAAAAAUAGUAUAGACUUAUUAAUUUGGUUGUUGCAAUUUCAGAAUAGGUGGUAUCUGCAAAAGUUAGUGUGAGUCAGCCUUGGAAAGUUACACGAAGCAUUUCCAGCUUGGUACAAGCUGACUUAACGGCCACAAUGUACUUAGGUUUGCAUGGAAAAGAAUCCCUUUGAAAUUUUGCAAGACAGUUUUGUAUUCGGAGGCUUGUAAACUACUGUGGACUACUCCUUGCUGUAUUGUGUUCCUUUUAUAUACCUGGAUUGUACUAACUUGAGUAUUUUCCGCUCUUUGUAGUAUAUUACUUUUGUAAUUUAAUUUAGCUCCUAUUCCACAGAGGAACUGUGCAUCUUAGAGUAUCUCUGCCAGCUGUAUUGAGCACACAUACAUUGUACUAUUCUGCAGACUUUUAUAUUUGUAAUGUUCCAAAUUUCUAGCAAAAUUGCAGGUAUAAUACUAUAUUGUUCAGUCUCCCAUAGCCUAAUGGCUCUUGCCAUCCACACUGGGGGAGUGUGCUUACACUUAAGAAAAAAAAGGAGAAAAUAUUCUGAAAGAUUUAAAGACUUUUCAUUUGCUGUUCUUACCUUUCUGAUUUCAGGAAGGCAAUUUGAACAUUGCUCUUGAGACUUUAUAAUCAAAGAGCUCUAUUUGUUAAUUUGUAUUUGCAAUACAGACAUGGUUAUGAAUGCUAUUUUUUAAACGCUAGGAAACGUCUGUUCUCAGGAUGUGCGGGAUUGUACUCGAGUUAUAACGUGUAGAGAAGGAUGCAAUUAAACUGCAAAGGUGUUGAUUCUGAAGAGAACCAUGUCAGUGCUAACUGGCGCAGCUGUGUCUAAACUGAAAAAUUAUUUUGCAACUUAGACAUGCAGGAGAAUUUAAGUACAGCCCAGUGUAACAAUGUUUACAUAAAGUAAAGCUAUCAUUUCAAUACUAUUUUUUUUAAAAAAUGAAGUUCAUAUACUUUGAAACAUAAGGCUUCUCUCUUUGUUCUAAUUUAAUUUUUCAAAUUCUGUUAAGUAAAUCCAUGUUUUAAAUCAGCAUUGCCUAUCAAUGUUUUUUAAAGGAAACUUGUUCUUUUGUGCUGUUUCCCUUGAUGCUAAAUAGCUGAGUCCAAGAUAAGUAAUACACAGAGGUUGGUUUUGUGAGCACUGAGUGGGUUAAAACAUUGUCAGGAUAAUUGUCGUCUUCUAUUUUGGACGUUAAUUUUGUUUGUCUAUAAACACGCAAGAGGAAGGUUUGAAAUUGAUAGAAGACAGAAAAAUCAGAUUUCACACGCAAAAGGGCACAGGUCAGUCUGUAAAGUUGGUAAUGUAAGCUUUAUUGUUCAUUAGAUGGAAACAGGUUGCAAGUAACAGCCUUAAAAUUCUGUACCUCCUUUUGAAAGAGUUAGUGUUUUAAAAGCAUUUUGCUGCUUCUCUGCUGCUGACAAGCACUUCUAAGUAAAGGCAGCAGAGCAUUGUUGGGCCUUGGAUUUAAUGCUAAAUACGUUCAGGGUUGUCCUUCUCCCUCGUGUUCACACACCAGUCUUUUUGCUGUCCUUGAACUUGCUGCGCCUGUUUUGUGCAGUCACCUUCUGUGGGAGCACACACAUAAGCUGAAUUCAGAGUAAUGAACUAAUUACUGCGUUACAUCAGCAAGUGCAAGUGUCUAACGACAUUAGUCUAGUACUACAAAGUGCACAAACUAAUCAAGUAGAAAAGUAUAACCCAGUAACUGGAUAUACAAAAGAAGGGGAGGGCCACAUUUUUUUGGUAGCUUAGCAAAUCUAGUAAUAUUUGAGACUUGACGAUAGUCUUGAGCUCUUCCUUAUUGUUAUCAGUGUGAGGAUACGUAUGCACCUAUCUGAAAGUGAUAGACACAUAGGCACUCCCCCCUCUUCUUUUUUUUUUUUUUUUUUUUCCAUUGUACCUUAUAACACAGCUUCAUAGAAUAGCUUUCCUAAACUUUUUGCCUUUAGUUUUUCCUUUCUGGAAGAUCCCUUAAACUAGUGGUUUUAUGACAUUACACCGGCAUACGGAAAUUAGACUUACAUAGAUGCGGUUUUUUAGCAAAUUCUGAUUACACUGACAAAAGCUUAUGGAAGGAUCUUUAAGCAUGGUUCCUCCAGCUGUUCUUGAAUAAUGAUAUAGAAAGCUUCCAUAUAUGUUAAGUAUCUUCGUGUCCUCUGGCAAACACGAUAACGCUUACACAGAGCGUUGGUACAGAAAUGUAGAUAGGCAUGAAGUAUUUAAAUGUCCACGACUAGCAAGAAUUAGAUCCUGUAAGUAUGCUGCUUGUGAUGAAGCAAAUGAUAUGCUUAACUUUCAGCAAAUCACUAAAUACUCUGACUUCAGUGAGGGUUACCACUUUAGUUUAAGCGUUUUCUUGGAUAAGGCCAAGUGCGUGCUGUGCAUGGUAUACUGCUACAGUAAUGGGAAUAGGUAAUGUCACUUUCUUUUUAGUUUUCCCUGAUUUCUUCCCCCACAUCUACUAUAGAAGAAAACGUUCCAGUAGAAUUUAAAAAAAAUUACUACUUAACUGGGUUC
This is a messenger RNA of Aptenodytes forsteri (emperor penguin), 5247 nucleotides long. RefSeq names its product sterile alpha motif domain containing 8 (gene SAMD8). The coding region runs from base 87 to 1337 and encodes 416 amino acids. Gene Ontology annotation, molecular function: protein binding; sphingomyelin synthase activity; ceramide cholinephosphotransferase activity. The record is from RefSeq and is a predicted model, not a curated record. Gene Ontology annotation, biological process: ceramide biosynthetic process. Gene Ontology annotation, cellular component: endoplasmic reticulum membrane; Golgi membrane. The transcript has 6 exons. Lineage: Eukaryota; Metazoa; Chordata; Aves; Sphenisciformes; Spheniscidae.